CCUCCUCUUCUACCCUUUGAAGCUUUUGUUUUCCGCGGCCGCCUCGACGGCAGGAAACUUCCCGGAGGGAUGGGCUUCGUCCGGGCUCGCGCCGCGCGGGGCUCUGCAGGGUGCCGGCCACGCUGCGAGGUUAUUUGGAAAAGGAAUGAUUUGCUGAGCAGAGCAGCACAAGAUGACUUAUGAUUCCUGUUCUUCAUGGAAGCCUGUCUGGAUUCAUAUGCUUCUUUUUCUCCGUUAUCAAAAUUGAUGGAAGUACAGACAUGGAUUUAAGAGCUUUGAUACUUUUGGAUGUUUAAUUCAGAUUUGGUAAAUGACAUGGAAUAAGAUACUGCCUGAACAAGAUGAAAUGCCUUGAAGACCUUUGGUUCUGCUUUCAUUCUUCCUGAAGCAAUGGUUUUCUCAGCAAUGUUGACACCAACCAAUUCUGGGACCUCAAAUGCUACUUUUAUUGUUUAUGAAAAUUCCUACACGAAUUUUACCACUCCCCAGGUCUUACUUCGUAGUGGCACAACACAGCCACUGAGAUAUAGUUCAGGUGCUGUGCUCACCACUGAGAGAAGUACUUUUCUGGUACACACUACAGCUGUCCUGCCAUCACAAGAAGUUUUCAGGAGCUUGAGUUUGCCACUCCAGAUCAUACUUUCUGCUGCUAUGAUAUUUAUUGUGUUGGUUUCAUUCCUUGGAAACUUUGUUGUAUGCCUCAUGGUCUACCAGAAGGCAGCUAUGCGAUCUGCAAUUAACAUUCUCUUAGCAAGCCUGGCUUUUGCAGACAUGCUGCUGGCAGUGCUGAACAUGCCUUUUGCUCUGAUAACAAUCAUUACCACUCACUGGAUUUUUGGGGAUAUCUUCUGCAGAGUCUCUGCCAUGUUUUUUUGGCUUUUUGUCAUAGAGGGGGUAGCAAUUCUUCUUAUCAUUAGCAUCGACCGAUUUCUUAUUAUAGUUCAGAGACAGGAUAAACUGACACCUUACCGUGCGAAGAUUCUCAUUGUGAUUUCCUGGGCAGCAUCCUUUGUUGUUGCUUUUCCGUUAUCAGUAGGGAAUCCUAAUCUGCAGAUACCCUCGAGAGCACCUCAGUGUGUUUUUGGCUACUCUACUAGCCCCGGUUACCAAGCAUACGUGAUAAUUAUCUUGCUAAUUUCUUUUUUUAUUCCAUUCUUGGUAAUGCUAUAUUCUUUUAUGGGCAUACUCAACACCGUCCGCCACAAUGCAGUUCGUAUCCAUAGCCACCCUGACAGCAUAUGCCUCAGCCAGGCCAGCAAACUUGGUCUCAUGAGCUUACAGAGACCUUUUCAGAUGAACAUUGAUAUGAGCUUUAAAACUCGUGCCUUCACCACCAUCUUGAUUUUGUUCCUUGUCUUCAUAGUGUGUUGGGCACCCUUCACCACUUACAGCCUUAUUGCCACAUUCAACAGCCACUUCUACUACAAGCACAACUUUUUUGAGAUAAGCACUUGGCUCCUCUGGCUCUGCUACCUCAAGUCUGCACUGAACCCACUGAUUUACUACUGGAGGAUUAAGAAGUUUCAUGAUGCAUGCUUAGACUUGAUGCCUAAAUACUUCAAGUUUUUGCCACAGCUACCUGGCCAUACAAGGCGGCGCAUUCGACCCAGUGCCAUCUAUGUAUGUGGAGAACAUCGGUCAGUAGUGUAAAGCUGCUGUUGUAUGACAGUGAUUGUUACUGUUUGGGAUAAUUUGUUUUCGGGCUUUUUGUUUUGUUCUAUAUGGCUUCUUCAGUGUGGCCAUAUCUUAUAACUUGAUAAAAUUUUCCAGUACUCUGUGCAAUUUUGGGAGAAAAAACGGAAGGAAGGUAAUUGGUUAUAGGUGGGUUUACUACCAGAAUACAAUGUAAAGAAAAUAACAAAUGUUACCUCUGGGAUUCCAUGGAAAUCCAUUCUUUUAAACAAAAAUUGCAUUUGUAACAUUUUGUCAGGCCGAUGCUUACUAGGCCUGCAGUUGCAUCUAAUUGUAGGGAUUUUUUAUGCUGCUAAGAUACAGUAUAUUUAGUUGGUGUAAUUUUUCUGAAAAAAUGUUGCUGCUGUCUGCCAAUAUAUCAGAGCCAAAAAGUCUCA
Molecule: messenger RNA, 2069 nt
Organism: Lagopus leucura (white-tailed ptarmigan)
Lineage: Eukaryota; Metazoa; Chordata; Aves; Galliformes; Phasianidae
Gene: GPR63
Product: G protein-coupled receptor 63
Exons: 3
Coding region: 391-1650 (419 amino acids)
Biological process (GO): G protein-coupled receptor signaling pathway
Cellular component (GO): membrane
Molecular function (GO): G protein-coupled receptor activity
Source: RefSeq, a predicted model, not a curated record